This is a messenger RNA of Hymenoscyphus albidus, 1725 nucleotides long. The record is from the annotation of a GenBank genome assembly. NCBI's taxonomy places the organism in Eukaryota, Fungi, Ascomycota, Leotiomycetes, Helotiales, Helotiaceae.
AUGGCCCCAACCAAACCCAACAAAUCUCUCACCUUCCACCACCCCAAUACCUCCAAACCCGAGAAAAAAGAUAAACCCUUAAAACAAGUCUUCCGCGGCAAAGAAAUGGCCAUCUCGGGCUCGUUCACGAACGCGGGAAAAGCGGUGAGUGUGGAGAAGACCGCUAAGUGGAUUACGCUCCAUGGAGGGGUGUUUGUGAGUGAGGUUGGGAGCGAGACGACGCAUCUCAUUUGUGAUGUUGAGGAUUAUAAGAGGAAGAGGCCGCAGGGUGAGUCAUUUAAAGCCCCCUGAAACGGAUGUAUAUAGAGGCAGAUAGUAUGGAUUGGAGGGAUUGAAUGGAGCUUUUGCUGAUGGAUUUGGCGAUGUAGUCACAAAAGCCCGCGCCCUCGGUAAAAAAUGCAAAAUCGUCACCUUCGACUGGCUAGAAGAAUGUCUCCUACGAUCCAACAAGAGACUCGCGCCGACCUCCGAAUACACACUAGCAGCGACCAUCCAACGACUUCAGAAACGGAACUUAGCUGAGGCGAGACUCAAAAGGGAUUUUGCGAAUGGUGUGCUUUCUUCUGAAUCCUUUAUUGGUCAUCGUAUGUAGAAACUAUGCUAAUUCUUUCUUUUUUCGCUGGUGUUUGUAGAUGGGGACAAAGAUCCCGUUACUGAUGCGAGGAAAGGCUUGCAUCGGGUGUAUUUUGAUCAGACGGCUUUUGAGUAUAAAGUUGAGUUGAGGAGGACGGAUGUUGUGGGGGGGAGGACGAGGGUGGAGAGGUAUACUUUGUUUGUAAGUUUUAUACCCCCUUAGUUUUCUUGUCGAUACUGCAACAUAACAAAUCGAACUGACUAAGCCCCUCACAGCUCUUCCAAUCCAUCGCCCAACCAUACACCUACAUGACUGCCGCCCAACUCAACGAGACAACCAUCACCCCCAAUCCCUCCUCGCCCUCCAAUCUCACGAGCAAAGCAACCAAAACCCACCGUCCAACCUCCUACUUCCGAGAGUACUGCGCACCCAAGGAGUUCCACCAUGCCUUUGCGGAUUUCAAACACUUCUUCCAUGAGAAGACGGGUCUGGAAUGGGAUGAUAGAUUGGAAGAUGGUCUUAAGGGUCGCUUUCGGUAUGUGCUUCCUACUGAAGGUAGACCGUUGGGUGUUUUGCCUCCUGGACGGAAGAGGAGGGCUGUUUAUCCGGUGCUGGAGAGGGAGGAGGGGGGGAUGGAGUGGGAGAUUGUUAAUAGUGGAGGAAUUGAGGGGAGGAGUGAUGGGUUGGACCAUGAGAUUGAAGAGAUUGACCGCAUAGAUACAGAGAUGUCUGCUGAGAACGAAGCUCUCCAGCUCUAAUCAAAGAGCAAAAUAUGGGAGUUACCGAGAUGAUUGAUUUAACCGCAGAAGAAGAAGAAGAUAAUCCCGAACUUGCCCAGGAAAUCGAUACCAUUAAGAUUACCCAUACCACCGAACAUCCUAUCCAACACCAACAUGGGGAGAUGAACGAAAUGAUCGAUCUAACCACCGAAGACCACAAUCCCGAAACUACCCAGGGAACCGACACCACGGAUUCGGAUACCGAGCCAUUCUUCGACGCGCAAGAAUCCCAGUUUGCUAGCUAGCGGGGAGCUUGAAGAAAAUCAGGUGAUGAAUGAGAAGAAGGUGGUGGAUUUAAAUACCGAAGAUGAGAAUCCGGAAGAUACCCUGGAAAUGGAGGAUAUCAUGGAAUUGAGCUUGGGAGGGAUGUGA